Aphanomyces astaci is the source of this 8852-nucleotide messenger RNA. RefSeq lists its product as hypothetical. Gene Ontology annotation, biological process: regulation of membrane potential; detection of mechanical stimulus; cellular response to mechanical stimulus. Gene Ontology annotation, cellular component: membrane. Gene Ontology annotation, molecular function: protein binding; mechanosensitive monoatomic ion channel activity; monoatomic cation channel activity. The transcript has 26 exons. NCBI's taxonomy places the organism in Eukaryota, Oomycota, Saprolegniomycetes, Saprolegniales, Verrucalvaceae. The coding region runs from base 1 to 8700 and encodes 2899 amino acids. The record is from RefSeq and is a predicted model, not a curated record.
AUGUCGAUGAACAAGCUGCAGAUGCAGCUGAAGAAGAAGGAAAAGGAACGGAAGGCUGCAGCCAAGAAGGGGAGUGCUACGUCCACGGAGUCCAAAGCCAAGGCCGCCGCCGAUGCCCAGGCCUUCCAAUGCAAGAUCUGCCUCACGCCAUUCCCAAGGACGAGCAAGGGACCGCAGAUGAUUGCGCAUGCCGAGUCCAAGCAUCCCCGCGUGUCACCCGAAGAAUGCUUUCCGCAGCUACAGAACGCAGGGUGGACUUGGUCAUCUGUGAUGCCAAGACGAGGAAUCCACUUUCUCCGCGGCGUGGCUCGCCAACUCCAACCAAGGAGGCACCUACAUCACGUACUCGGGCUUGUGUUGCUUGUCGGCGCCGUGAGCCGGACGAACGGUGUUGUCACAACGUUGUACUUCGCUUCGUUCCUCAUCGGCAUGGUGCUGUCCUUCACCCGUCGACGGAUGUGGCUUGGUGUGGUUGUCAUGUCUCUUGGGGGGAUCAUGGGGCAAUGCGUCGUCGCCGGUUGGCCCGCGUACAAAUCCACGGCAUGGUGCCGAGUCACAGGGCUACACUUCACACCGUACAACAUCGUUGUGGAUGCCGCCGUUCUUGUGACCUCUACCGUGCUUUUGUGGACUGAUCGGCAAUUUCCCUUGCUACAUGCGAGACCAACGCUCCAGCGAGAAGUGUCGGGGGUGCGCGCGCUUGCGUUCGUGUUCAAGAGGUGCCCGGUCUUGCACGUGUGGGUGAUGAAGCUCAAGUUCCACGAGAGCAUCCACGGCCUCUUUGCCUUCUUCGCCGAAGUGCUCAUCGGCAUAUGUUUGUUCACUGCGGCCCUCUCGUCCCGCAGGGCAUUUGGGGCGGUCUACUACGUGCUAUUCGUUGGGCGGUUGGCGGUGUGGUCGUUUUGGACUCCACGACUGCUGCCCUCUCAAGGCAUAACGCAGAUGCCAACCCCCGGCCAUCCCAGGGCGCCGUCGCCGCCGCUGCUCAAGCGAACCGCGUCAAACCAAGACCAUCCAGACAAGCUGGUGAUGGCGGUGCCUACCGAGUCAUUAGCGGGGAAUAUGAGCACGGAGGUCGAUGCAGUUAUACUGACGACGUAUCGUACCGGCGGAGAGCAAACGAUAACCAUGCCUCCCCCGCAUCCGUUGAUAAACAAACCCAUCGUCCAAGGACUGCUCCUUUACACGUUUAGUGUCCUUGUGCUCUGUCACGUGUUUCAAUAUGCAAUCAUGCGGGAGGUGGCGGUUGUGCAGACGAUUGGCGAGUACGCAGGGAUGUUUGCAUUGCCAGGCACUGUCGCCACCAACUGGCUCGGCUACGUCUUCCUAGUCGCCGUCUCCAACCUGUACAUUUGUCUGGCCAAAAUGCUGUCGUUCUAUGCUUCGUACGACGACUUACCACAGACAACCCCAGCCCGCCGCCAAGCUCAAGUGCCAGUGAUAAUGCGCGUCCUCCGCAACGAGCUGGUGGCCACGAGCAUCGCAAUGUUCUGGGCCAUCUCGUACCCUUCGUACGCCAGCUUGGGCUUGUUUGCACUGGCGAUGCUCGCGUUGGUGACCCACGGAUUGCACGACUCGGUCCAGUUCAAGUCUGCGUCCACCAUCCAGCCGCUUCUUUUGUCCAUAACUACUGUAUAUGGGGUGUGCACGGGGCUGGUGCAGUAUGCCCUGAUGCUGCCGGCGCUGCAUCCCUUCGUAUCGACCAAUCAAUUUGCGUUGCUGGGGUACACGGAAUUGGACCUAGCGAUUCAGAAUGCCGCGCUCGUGGGCUUGUGUUUGUGCCAACGUGCGCGGUGGCGGUACCCCCGUCCGGCCAGUUUUGUGCCAACCAUGGGGGCCUCCACUGAAGUAUCUCCCCCGUCGCUUUUUCGGCAAUCUUUUCCUCCGCCCGCAUUGUUUGGCCAUGCUACAGUGAGUGCCAAAUGGCAUGCAUACCAUGCGCACAUGCAGGCAUGGUGCCAAGAUGCCAAAAGCGUAUGGAUUGGACAUGUCGACUCGAUGGUGCUGUUUACGAUUUACGUUGUGGUUCUAAGCACGUCUGUCAACUUGUUCCAAACGGGGUCGCUGGUCUUGGCGUCGUAUUUAUCGCUGUUUCACCACCAUCGCCGCCGACUUUGGCGCGUCUUACUGGUGUAUACGCUGGCCGUGUGUCUAACGUUGUACACGUGGAACAUCUCGUGCCCCCCUUCGACCCCCCUGCUCGAACUGGUGGGGUUGACGUGCUAUCGAAACAACAAUGCCAACCCCGCACAACUCGCGACAAGUGCGCUGGACAACAAUACUUCCUCGGGGGCGACACCUGGGACCCCAUCCGUGUCGAUCCCUGCCUUGACGACGUUAUGGAGCUCCCCUCUAUUCAACGCCCAACUAGUAUUGAUUGCCCAAGUCGUGUUGCAGCUUGUACUUUACUCGAGAACGUGGCAUCACGUUCCCCCUACUACAAACGUCGUAUCAACUGAGACGACACGUGAUACCCUGCCAUGGUACUUUCUAUCGACCUUGGUCGGUGAAAUUGACCGCGUGUUUCGCUCGGGGGGGGUGAUUGUGUGCUACAUCGUGCUGCUGCUGCUCGCGUUCAACUGGGAAAUUCGUCGCGGCCACGUGACUGUGGUGGGGUUCAUUCAGCUGGCGCUCUUUUGCGCGUUGGUCGACUCGCACAUGUCCAACAUCGUACAGUUUCCCCGAGGAACGGCGCAUUACGGCAAGCUGUGGCGACUCGUGCUGAUCGUGCAGGUGGUGGUCGUCGUUCUGCGGUACUUGUACCAGUUCGACCCCGUGUCGCAGGCCAUCUUGACGCAUUGGCUGCCCACGUUUUGCACCAUGGACGACAUUGGGUUUGACUCGCUGUCGUCGAAAACGCACUUGUCUAACUUGUUUGCAUACUUGUUUCCAACGAUUGUCAUGGCCGGGCUGGCGGCGUGGCAACUCGCUAGCAUGAGUGCUGUACCAGAAAUGCGAUGGGAGUUCCCAUCAUCGUUCAAAUUUCAGCGGGAAUGGAGACACCUGUGUCACGCCCUUUCGUUCAGUUCGUCGCUGUUAGUCGGUCUCGCCGUCAUCUUGGCCACCGACUCGAUCAACUUGAUGGGGUUUCUGUACUACAUGAGCGCUGUGUAUGCUGUCCUGAAGCGCCAGUACAUGGUGGCGUGGCCAUAUUUGUUCACCACGUCCAGCUUUGUGCUGCUGAGCACGUACGUGUUGCAGCUGAACUUGCCUUGGUUCAAUACACCGGAGGCGACGCAAACUGGUCAGUGGCUCGGGAUGGCGCGCCUCGACGACACUAUGAGCUUGUGGACGGUGAACCGAGUGCCGCUUGUGAUGAUCGGUCUCUGUGCCCUCCAACGCCUCGGCAGCGUCCUCCUACCGCCGCCGACAGCCGCUGCCGACACGGACGAGGCAGACAAACCGCCCCCUUGGUGGGAAUUUUACACCAACCAUGUAGCACCCGUGUUCACAAGGGAUACGCACGUCACGAUUCUCAUGCUGAGCCUGCUCGUGUCAUCCUUUGUGCACUUGAACGUCGUGUCGAUGGCGUAUAUGGUGGCGGUGCGUGGCAUCAUGCUGGCGGAUUGGGACGACCCGACUGUGCACCACCGGUGCAUUCGCAGGCUCACUAUCCUUCUCGUGGGGGUGUCUGUGGCUCAGUACUUGGUGCAGCUGUGGUUCCCGCCUUGGCUCGUGGCGCCGCAGCCGACGCUGCCUCCGUGGACGUGGCUCGACCCGCCGUACCAAGCGUGGUUGAUGCUACAUUUUCAAAACAAGUGGUCUCUCCUCGCGGAUUUCAUGGCGCUGUUCUCCGUGUACUUGAUAGCGCCUCCUCCCCCGGUAGCAGCUCCAUCAGGUCCGCUCUCCUCCGACAACCCCUGCAUCAUGCCAUCCAAGGUCCCUGCUGCUGGCCCUGCCCUGGCUACGACCACCACGACAAUUUUACCCCCACCACCACCACCAUAUCAAGUGUUUGUGGCCAAUUACUCGAUUGUGGUCGUGUUGGUGUGGGUGUUUAUCACUGGCUGUGCCCAAUUCGGCGUCGCCUCUGGGCUGUAUCUUGGCUGGUCGAUCUACAUGCUGUUUCACCUUGACCGGUUGGAUUGGCAGCCCGUGUUGCUGGGGUCGUUGCAGAGCUACAACUGGUUUUACCUGCUGCUUCUAGUAGUGUACCAAUGCCCUUGGUUUAACGACAUCACCCAGACGUGCACCCUGGGGACGAACCAGCCCCUCGGAGAUGGAAUAUGUUUGUCGCUUCCGGUGGCGUUGGGGCUAUAUAAAGCCCCCCGCAACAUCGACUCGUCCAGUCCGUCAAGCAGCAGCUCCGGUCCGGCCAGCUCGACCAAGCUGUCGAUUGCUAUUUUUGUCAUGAUUGCCAUCCAAAUGCAAGUGUUUGCGUCUGCGCCGUACCGCCUGGUGCUGGAGAACCAUCGCAAGGAGCAAGACCGGUGUCAAAAGCGAGGGUACGCCAUGAACGACGAACUCGCCAGACACCGCAUUCAACAGUGGCGGUACCUAAAACUGGAAAAACAAGCCGCGAUCCAACGGCUCAAAGCGAUCGUGUCCAAAUUAGUCAACAAAGUCGAAGAAAUGAUGGACAUUGCCAUGGGCUUGCACUAUUCGCUACCCCCCAUGGCCCCCCAUCGCCCCACGGUAUUGUCCAGGUCCCAGAACUCUAUCACGUUGGCAUGGACCGCCCCCGACAGCAAAAUGCACAAAAUCAGAGGCUACCGCAUCUCCAGACAGACGUUUCCGUCCGUGACGCUCUUGGGUGACUUUGGCGACACGGUGACCGUGCGAGCCAACCAACGGACGGCGGAAAUCACUGGCCUACGACCUGGCACGAGCUACCAGUUCAAAGUUGCAGCUGUUUCUCGUAUGGGCGAAGGGCCGUUCAGUGUCGCCAGCGAGCCCGCAGCCACGAUUGAAUUGGACUGGGGAGAGUCGUGUACAGCGGGGUGGAUCAAGGCCCAUCGCACGACGAGCGAUCACAAAAAGACUUUGGCCAACUAUAUUGAACUGUACCUGCCGUGGCUUGUCCCUGCCAGAUAUGCACAGCGCUAUGUGGUGGUGGACGAUUCGUCCAUCACGUUUUACAAGACGGAGGUGCUGGCCCUCAAGCACCGACGUCGCGACGCCAUCUCCACCCGCUCGAAGCCCCGCCACCCCCCGCCUCCCCCUGCGGCGGCGUCUUUGAAGGGAGUUCGGAGGCAGCAUUGGCAAACGUACUUGUUGGCGCAAGUCACGAGCUUGGACUUGUCCGAGACCCAAAUUCAACUGGAUGAUAUGUCCCCCCUUUUGUACUGCAUCGAGGUCACCGUUUCUAGUACUACUAGUGCAGCUACUAGCAAAUACCCUUGUUCCGUGUCGUUUUCGCUGCAACCAGACGAGGCGGGGCAUUUUGACAAGUGGCUCGUGGCGCUCAUGUAUGUCGUGCCCCCUCAAGCGCUUGGCGCCAGGAUCCUCGCAUAUCGACAAGCUCAAAACCUGGAAUUCCCCGAGAGGAUCAUGCGAACUAUACUGGCACCACUGACUGCAGUCAACGACAGUACUACUACUAGUAAUACUACUAGUAACCAUCCCGUGGACAAGACCAGUCGCGCCAACGUUGUCGGCAAAGCUUCAUUGUCGACGGCGCUGUCGAAAAUGAUUGACCAACCGACUCGAAAUGCAAUCUAUGCCCAAGUGUACCGAGUGGUUUGGGCCCUCCAAGACAGCGCGUUACAAGGAGAGAGUGUGGCGUGCACGGACGACAUUGAGGCUGACGUGUUGCCACCUUGGAGUGCCUUUCGGGUCGUGGUUACACAGGCCUUUCGUAGCCACAGUGCCAAGCUGUGCUACUUGGCAUUUGUCAUAUCGUUUUCCCGUCAAGUAACGGACACUAGUAUUACUAUGGCGAGCUCACAAAUUCCAUACCAGGGCGAUGUCCUCAACUUGGUGUACGUGAUGGUGUUGUUUGCAAUCCUGCUUUGCGAAAACCCCCGACCGCACGCAGCCUUGUGGAAAUGGGUCUUGAAAUAUUCGUUCUUUGUUGUCCUCGUGCGGUACAUGUUUCAAUUGCCGUUCUUUUGCCACCAAUACACCCAUUCCCACGUGUUGUAUCCAAGUUUUCAGCCGUUUUGCCCGUCAAGCGCUUGGCACGCAGCCACGUCAUCGAAAGUUCAGCCCAUUGUAUUGCUGGGCUUGUACAAGUUUGAUGGGUCCGCCACCGCCGCCGUGGGCUCGACCUUCCAGGGCCUGCAGUGGAAUUUCCUCGUGAUUUGCUCCAUUUUGUUUCACCGAAGGGAGCUUCAAAUGAGAGGGUUCUGGGUCUACCCUGGCAACGAAGCACUCAAGUGGACGCAAACGGCGCUGUGGAGGCGGCUGUUUCGAUCCCGACGUUCGUUUAAUCUCGACACUAACAGCACAAGGUCGCUGGAGGACCUGCCGCAGCGGGACCCCUUGGCGCUGCCAGACUCCCACCAAAUGGACGACAUCGAGCGGGCCGACCGAUUGGCGCGGAUGGACUCGAAAGACUCACUGGACGAGCGCGACUUUGAGCUGGCCGACUACUUGGCCAAGUCCCACGAGCCAACUCUAUCAAACCACCAGCCAUCCCAUUCAUCCACGGAUUUAUCGACGCACGUCGCGCGCCUCCUGGAAAAGGACGAGCUGCCGCCAUUGAAGUUGAAUCCACUGGCGCCGUCGUUCGAUUACGACAGCAGCAGCGACAGCAGCGACGACGACGAAAAGGCAAGACCAUCAUCCCCUCAACACCGUGCAGACAAAAUAUACAAGCCCCCAGGGCAUAGAACCACGGACCACCUCCCGAUGCCGCAGGGCUCCAACCAACCGCAGCGCCAACUUGUCAAGAAGAAUCGGUUUCAGUGGUGGCUUUCGCACCAUAUGCCGCCGUGGAUGCUGCGGUACUACGACGCUCUACUACCUCAGCCGCCGCUUCACUGGGACAAAGACAUCAAGUGCGCAGUCACCGGGUCCAAACCUGGUCGGGACUUCCUCUUAGUCGCGUUUGGGCUGCAGGUUGGCAUCAUGGCGUACAUUGUACUAUUUUUCCACCAAUUUGGCAGCCCCGUCGAGACGUCGGCUUUGUUUUCGCUGUCAUCGUCGUUUCAAACGUCGCUCUUGUCAGGGUACAUGGUGGGUCUAGUCUUUUUCCAGGUUGUGGUCGUGCUGUGGGAUCGCGUGGCGUACGUGUACACGUCGUUGCUGUCCAAGUUGCUAAGCCACUACUUCUUGGUCGUGGGGGUGCAUAUCCAGCUGUGGCUUGUGCUGCCGCUGCACACGGGGGUGUACUUGCAUGCGAGCCCGUUUCUGGUCGGUUUGUACCUGCUGCAGUGCUGCGCCAUGGGGGUGAGUGCUGCCCAGCUAAAGCACGGCUAUGUUGUGUUUCGAGGCAACCCGUUCAGCCUUCGCCAUGCCACGUCUGCGUUCAAGACGCUAUUUAGUGUGUACAUGGCCAUUCCGUUUGCCUUUGAAGUGCGGACGCUGCUAGACUACCUGUGCUCGACCACAGCCCUGGACAUGCAGCUGUGGCUCGUGCUCGAAGGCAUCGGCGCCCACUUGUUUCUAGUCAAGAUGCAAAUGGAAGGCAGGGUCCAAGACGGGUACAUCUUGCAGGGCAACAUGCGGCAACCUGUGCUAGCUAAAUUCAAGUCUGCGGGGGUGUACUUUAUGGCGCUGGUCGUGUGCCUCCUUGCCCCUAUGAUCAUGUUUAGCACGGCCAACCCGACUACGAUCAACAACCCAGUACUGCACGCGACCAUGACGUUUGGCCUGCUGCAGCCAGAUGGGACCUUUCAACAGCUUUACAACAGCGAGGAGAAUGAGAGCCCUUUGACAACCAAGGUCGUCGUGGCCAACGUCGAGACACUUGUCCAGCAAGUUUCUUUCAUGGAGUACUCGAACGACAUGUGGAGCAGUUCGCCGCCCCUUCGCCGCCGCCUCAUGACGCGGCUGAACUCGACCGAAGGGAUCCAAUGGCGCAUGACCAUCACGCUCAAACGCGCGGCCCCCGACGGGCAACAAAUUGUGGCGUAUGACAUGGUGACCAGCAUCACACCGGCGCAGCGCACCAAGCUGAUGCGCAUGAUGGACGUGUCCUUGACCGAUGAAUCCACAGCCAACAGCAUGAGCUCCGGCAUUCUGACCAUCCCGGAUAUGUACCCCCCUGUCCUGAACGUACCCGCCGCGACCCCCCCGACGGCUAGGGGGCCCUACCUUCCUCGGGCCAUCCAGAUUCAGCGGUCGACUGAAGCAAGCGGCAGCUUUUGGACGCUGUCGUCUGCAGACGCGUGGGCGUAUGGCAACCCUUCCACAGACUCGAUUGACAAUGCCACCAUGGUGCAGUGCCAAGUGCGCGGCUUUUGCUUCUUUGUCGUGUCGGACAACAUCGUCGCGGGCUUGACGACGUUGGGCAUUGGCACGUACGGCAUCACCGCGACCUAUGUGUUUGUGAUAUUUACCAUUGGGGGGUAUGUCAAGAACGCUCUGCGCGGGUCCGUCACGGAUGUCUUGUACAACGAACUGCCCAAUCCCGACGAUUUGAUGGACUUGGUCGAGGGGAUUUACAUUGCCCGAACAGAGGUGUACAUUGGUCAUUUGAAGGACGAAGCAAGGCUGUUUGAAACACUCAUACGUGUGUUGCGGUCGCCAGAAACGCUGCUCAAAGUCACGGGGCCGAACAUCAUUCACAUCCCAAGCAAGGAGAAACUGGAUUGAUAUUGUGAACUAACGUUACUGCAUUAGUUUCAUGAUCCUUGACAAAGUGCCCCCACUCGUGGUUUGUAGUCUACGAUGGUGGUUACUACUACGUAGUAUAAAAACUCAAUUUACUGCUAACAGGAAGUAAGACACAGGCGGGAGAGCUUCCA